Messenger RNA from Manis javanica (Malayan pangolin), 742 nucleotides. Lineage: Eukaryota; Metazoa; Chordata; Mammalia; Pholidota; Manidae. The record is from RefSeq and is a predicted model, not a curated record.
CUGAGGAAGGUUUAGCUUGUGCUCAAGUUCGACUGUGAUUUGACUCUUCUCGGAGGACCGCGUUUUUGCCGGAAGACUCCUCGCCGCUGUUUAUUGUGGAGCCUUGAAUUGUGUCGGGGAAGCGCGGGUUGUCAUUUUUCUACAAGCCUUUACGUCCGAAGGGAAAAUUUAUCUUAACUUCUCAUAGCAGACUAACAUCUUGGAGAGGUGAGCCUGAACCCAGAGCUGUACAUACGGUUUAUCAGAAUGUGUGGAGGUAAAGCCAUCUGAAGGAAAUUCAAGACCACAAAAUUUACUGACUGAAAUACAUUGUAUUGUUCAUACCAAGAAUAAGUGCAUUUGGAGAAAGAUCUUUUUAUUCUGCUAAAUCAUGAUGGAAGCAGAAGAGCAACAUCAGCCAUGGAAGACAACCUUCUACUCAGAAUUACCUAAAGUGGAACUUCAUGCCCACUUGAAUGGAUCUAUUAGUUCUAAUACCAUGAAGAAAUUAAUAGCCAAGAAGCCAGGUAUUAAAAUCCAUGAACAGAUGACGAUGAUUGACAAGCAAAAGAAAAGAACUUUAGAAGAAUGUUUCCAGAUGUUUCAAAUUAUUCAUCAGGUUACUACCAGCCCUGAAGAUAUUCUAAUGGUCACAAAAGAUGUCAUUAAAGAAUUUGCAGAUGAUGGUGUUAAGUACCUGGAACUAAGGAGCACACCCAGAAGAGAAAAUGCUACAGGUAGAAUUUAAUUACUCUCCAGCAAA